This is a messenger RNA of Penicillium angulare, 465 nucleotides long. Its product is annotated as ribonuclease H1. The coding region runs from base 1 to 465 and encodes 154 amino acids. Gene Ontology annotation, biological process: DNA replication, removal of RNA primer. The transcript has a single exon. Lineage: Eukaryota; Fungi; Ascomycota; Eurotiomycetes; Eurotiales; Aspergillaceae. The record is from RefSeq and is a predicted model, not a curated record. Gene Ontology annotation, molecular function: RNA-DNA hybrid ribonuclease activity; nucleic acid binding.
AUGGCCUUCAUUAUGGAAAUCUACACCGACGGUGGAUGUAGAGGCAACGGAAGCCCAGAGGCAACGUCUGCUGCCGCUAGAAAAUACUGUCGUUCUAGGACAAGAAUAUUGCCUUCAAAUACAACUCCUACAAGCCAGCGGGCUGAACUCACUGCCAUAAUUCUUGCACUGGAGCAAGCCCUCGUUAAGUAUGACGAGCUCCACGGAGCUCCACGCCUAAAAGUGAGGAUCUAUUCGGAUUCCAAAUACGCCGUUGGUUGCAUGACAGGUUCUAUCGACAAGUGGGCCAAUAAUGGAUGGACCAAUGCUAGAGAGAAUCCGGUUUCAAAUCAAGAUCUUAUCCGUAAGGCCGCUGAUCUUGAUGGCCGGGUGAAGGAGGAGGGAAGUGUGAGAUACAUCUUGAUUCCAAGGGCUAAGAACGAUUUUGCCGAUAGGAAAUGCAAUGAAGCAUUGGAUGGGCUUUGA